AUGCUCAAGAAGAAGUCGCUAUCUCCCUCAUUCUUCUGGAAUUCCACCCCCAGUACAACGCCGGAACUGUCUCCCACCUCUUCCGACAGCGAUUCAGACGAGGACAUGGAAUCCUCUGGCUCCCGACCAGUCAGCCUGGCCGUCUCGGCGGGAGCCUUCUGCCCCAUGCGCCCGACCCUGAACGACGUCCUAGCCAACACUGCCCCACCCCCUUACACUUUGAGUGCUUUCAUGGCCUAUCUCUCUCAAAAUCACUGUCUGGAGACUUUGGAAUUCACUCUCGAGGCCCAGCGCUACCGCGAUACCUACCUCUCCUUCGCCGAGCGCCUGGGCCAGUCCACCCUCACCACGGAAACCCCGGAAAGUCAACAUCUGCGCAUGCUCUGGCAGCGUUUAUUGACGGCCUACAUUUUCCCCGGUGCACCAAGGGAAAUCAACCUAUCCAGUGAAGUCCGAGAUGGUCUACUCCGCCACCGAGACGUUUCUCUCCCCCCCGGUGCCAGAAACCCUCGACUCAGCCGUGAAACGCAUCCACGAUCUCAUGGAGGAAUCCAUCUUCCUCCCCUUCCUCAACGCACACACCAUCUCGCCCUCAAUGCCGCCCAUUCCUCAACAAAGGAUCUCCCCGCAACAGGCGUUCGCUCGAAUCUGUCCCUCGGUGCCGUUCACGCCCUGGGGAAGCGAGCCUCGGGCGCUCUCCUCAGUACCAGCGGCGAGUCGGUUUCCCUCGCUUUGACAGACGACUCAAGUCCGCAGUCCAGUCCAACGGCAGAGGAACCAAUGACACCACCGACCACACCUCCCGCCAGCGAUGCCAAUCUCUCCAUGCACAGCCCCCGGCUCCGCACUGAGAACCCCUGGAAAAAGAUGGGCAUGAAGCUGGGCUUCAAAAAGCGAUCCGGCGGCGCCAGUGGCUCCCGCGGUGAUCCUAAAAUUAUCGGUCUCGACUACUGA
Molecule: messenger RNA, 954 nt
Organism: Penicillium manginii
Lineage: Eukaryota; Fungi; Ascomycota; Eurotiomycetes; Eurotiales; Aspergillaceae
Product: regulator of G-protein signaling domain-containing protein
Exons: 2
Coding region: 1-954 (317 amino acids)
Source: RefSeq, a predicted model, not a curated record